Vanessa atalanta (red admiral) is the source of this 1693-nucleotide messenger RNA. RefSeq names its product eukaryotic translation initiation factor 4E type 2 (gene eIF4EHP). The transcript is spliced from 4 exons. Gene Ontology annotation, biological process: translational initiation. Bases 225 to 923 code for a protein of 232 amino acids. Gene Ontology annotation, cellular component: eukaryotic translation initiation factor 4F complex; cytoplasm. Gene Ontology annotation, molecular function: RNA 7-methylguanosine cap binding; translation initiation factor activity. NCBI's taxonomy places the organism in Eukaryota, Metazoa, Arthropoda, Insecta, Lepidoptera, Nymphalidae. The record is from RefSeq and is a predicted model, not a curated record.
UUUGAAUUUUGAUGACGGAAAGAAAAAGGUUAUACACAGAAAAAGAGGGAAUAGGCUGAUUAUGAUUAAAUUAUUGUAAAAAUAAAUAGAAGUAAUUAAAGUGUUUAAUUUGUUACUUUGUAUAAUAAGAGAUUUGAAUUAUAGCUUUGUAAAUAGUAUAAUAGUUAAAAGAGCAACGUGUCCUAGGUUAGGCCGUUAGGGAAUCAUGUUAGUAUUGGCGUAACAUGACUGAAAGAAAAAUGUGCAAGUUCUAUAAUUUGAAUGUGCCUGAACGCCGAUCUGGGGAACCUGGGAAUCAGAAUCACGCAAACAAUGAUGAGGACGAUCGCAACCCUGACGAUCCGCUGCAACCAUACGUGCCCCCACACGAGCACAAACUGGAGUAUAGUUACUGGAUGUGGUUCUCUCGGAGGCCUCCCGCCAGAGAACUUUCUUCGACCACCACUGGUUAUGGACAGGCCCUUCGUUUGGUGGGUCGCGUGGCUUCAGUUGAACAGUGGUGGGGUUUGUACACGCAUUUAGCACGGCCCGCGGAGCUCCCGCCGUCAUCAGAUUUGCAUCUCUUCAAGCUGGGCAUCAAGCCUAUGUGGGAAGAUCCUGCUAAUAUUAAUGGUGGCAAGUGGGUGGUGAGACUCCGCAAAACGCAGACAGGCCGUGCAUGGGAGGACUUAUGUAUGGCUAUGCUUGGUGAACAGUUUAUGGUCGGAGCUGAGCUGUGCGGUGUCGUACUCUCCGUUCGAUUUCAGGAGGACCACCUGGCGGUGUGGCACCGGACGGCGUCGGACACGGCGGCGGCGGCGCGCGUGCGGGACGCGCUGCGGCGCAUCCUGCAGCUGCCCGCGUCCGUGCCCAUCGAGUACAAGGCGCACGGGGAGCGCCUGCGCGCCUCGGCCGCGCGCGCGCACGACGACGAGCGCUCGUAGCGCCCCCCGCGCCCCCCGCGCGCCCCGCGCCCGCCGGUCUCGCUUUCCCAGUAUUUGAAAUGUUUCAGUGCAACAGAGUUUAAAAGAUUAGACAAUAAUAAAGAAGGUUCUCAUUUGUAUCUCCCCUGUCAAUUUUUUUUUAUUCCACGAGUCGACGAGUCGAACUAUCACGAUAACGUACUUGCACGGAUGGCGUUUUCGGGUAACAUUAAUACAACGUUUGCUGCCACUAAAUUUAAAAUGAUUUCCUAAAAUUUCUACCUUAGAUAAAUUUUAAAACUUGUCAAAUAUGCAUUUUCCGAUCACAAGGCUCUAUAAUUUUGGACUUGUGUUAUGAAUUGAGGAAGAGUAUCACAAUGUAGCUCUGAGAGGUCUCCUUUCUAUUUUUUUUUUUUAAUAUUCUCAAAUUUGUCCAUAUGUUGUAUAAGACAAUAAAGCAAUAAACUUCCUUCGAGUGUUGCGUUUUAAAACGAUGCUUCAUGGUUUUUAUACGGUGAGAUCGGAGGCGUGUUUGUAAGAUUCCCCAGUCUUCCUCAGUUGCUACGCUUCACGACCACGAAUAAAAUUUCGUAUACAAUUGACUGUUUAAUUCAAAUCCGAGUGAGAAAUGCGUUUGUCCUGUUUCAAAGUUCAAUUGAUGUACAUAGUGUUGAAAUAAUUGUAACGUAAGUUUUGUUUGAAAUGCGGGGUACGGACACGUUGCCAUAAGACCCGUUGUCUACACCUUGUACAGUGCAAAAUUGCAUAACAAUAAAGAAUCAGACUUUUCA